UCGAAGUGCGCCAAUUAGCAGCGUCUAGAUGGCCGCAAAAAUAUUGUUGCUCAAAAAAUGCCGGUCGGAGUUUUUAAAUCUGUGCGCGAAGUAAGCAGCGAGGAUUCGGUGCAUGUGGCAGCCAAUCUACUACAGGAGAAUGCCGCCAAAAAAUGGAAAACGAAAGCGCCCGGCGAAAAGUCCGCUCAUGUUAUUCUGGAGUUCGAGGAGCCGCAACAAAUAACAGGCAUUGAUAUUGGCAACGAACAUGCGGCGUUUGUGGAGGUGCAAGUAAGUAGAUCCGGUUGCCAACCCGAUGACUUUAAAGAAUUGCUGCUUUCCUGCGCCUUUAUGACCUCAAUCGAAAGCAAAAACUCCAGCAACGCAAAUCGUGUGCGUUGCUUUGCCACAGAUGCUUUGAUAGCCACCACGCUGUCCGACAAGUGGAAGCUGGUGAAGAUUAUAUGCACACAGCCGUUCAACAAGCACGUUCAAUACGGAAUCUCGUUCAUUAAAGUGCAUGUGACGGCGUCUACUGCGUCGGCAGCAAAGCCCGCCACCAAAUCUUUGGUGCCUGACAAGUUCAAAUUGGCGCCAAAGCUCAACACAAGUCUUGUCAUGGGUCAGCUGAAGCUACGUGAAGAGUCGCCCGACUCUGAUCCCGAUGGGAAUGCGCUCUUCCAACGCUGGAAGGCGAGUCGCAAUGAGGUAAGCACAGCAGCGGCCAUACGAGAUGCUGCUUCACCUGCUGCACUGCGUCGCCUGAGCGAAACACGACCAGCUACACUCAAAGUGCAGGUUUCGCCGGCGCCUGUUGCUUCAAAGCCAGCUGCCAAGACCGAGGGCAAACCGCUGGAUCGCAACCGUGAAGCACUGCUCUUUGGCGACGAUGAGACAGAAGAGGAGGAGAAGGAUAGCAAGGAAGCAAGGAGACAGCGUCUUAGCAAGCAUCUCGAGGCGGACAAGAACAGACGCCGCUUAGAGCUCGAAGAGCUGGAGCAACAAAAGAAAGCCAAGUCCAAGCGGCAGUCCAUUGAUAAACCGACGAUUAAGGAAACUCCCAAAGUGGUGACCAGCGAAAGUCCUCAGCAGCGACCACAGAAACGUUUGUCCUCAACGCUGAUAGACAACAAGGAGGAAGUUGUCAGUUCACCAGCCAAAAAGCUUAAAAGCAAAGAGGAAAAACCCAUUAAAUAUGUGCCAUUCAAUCAGCUGCUGCGUGGCGUUGUUUUAGUCAUUAGCGGCAUACAGAAUCCAGAUCGCGCUGACCUGCGAGCGAAAGCUGUGGCCUUAGGUGCCAAAUACAAAGCAGACUGGGAAGCUGGUUGCACGCAUUUGAUCUGCGCUUUUCGUAAUACGCCCAAGUACAACCAAGUCAAGGGAAAGGGCAAAAUUGUGACACGCAGCUGGAUCGAAAAAUGUUAUGCGCUCAAAAAGUAUUUGCCAUGGCGUCGCUAUGCUUUAGACACUGCGGCAUUGGGUCAGCCGGAAAGCGAUGAAGAGAUCUUCGACGAGUCGCUUAAGCCCACAGUGGAUGAUGAUAAUGAUGAUGCUAAGGAUGUUGUAUUAGUUGAUAAAAUGGAGCAGAGUGCAUCAGAUCCCGAUACUGAAGAUGAACUAGAACGUGUUGCUCAGCAAAAGAAAUUAAAGCAAGCAAGUGACGAGAAUCGGAAUAAUAAUAAUAUUCAAAAAAAGUCCAACGAUUCAAAGAAUGUUUACGAAGUUAGCACAGAUGAAGAGGAUUAUCUGCAGGAAAUGCGCAGAAAAUAA
Molecule: messenger RNA, 1749 nt
Organism: Drosophila nasuta
Lineage: Eukaryota; Metazoa; Arthropoda; Insecta; Diptera; Drosophilidae
Gene: XRCC1
Product: DNA repair protein XRCC1
Exons: 5
Coding region: 58-1749 (563 amino acids)
Biological process (GO): base-excision repair; double-strand break repair via nonhomologous end joining; single strand break repair
Cellular component (GO): nucleus
Molecular function (GO): damaged DNA binding
Source: RefSeq, a predicted model, not a curated record